AUGACCGGGUCUAACGAGUUCAAGCUGAACCAGCCCCCCGAGGAUGGCAUCUCCUCUGUGAAGUUCAGCCCCAACACGUCGCAGUUCCUGCUGGUCUCCUCUUGGGACACGUCCGUGCGCCUCUACGAUGUGCCGGCCAACUCCAUGCGGCUCAAGUACCAGCACACCGGCGCGGUCCUGGACUGCGCCUUCUACGAUCCAACACAUGCCUGGAGCGGAGGAUUAGACCAUCAAUUGAAAAUGCAUGAUUUGAACACCGAUCAAGAAAAUCUUGUUGGAACUCAUGAUGCCCCUAUCAGAUGUGUUGAAUACUGUCCCGAAGUGAACGUGAUGGUUACUGGAAGCUGGGAUCAGACGGUUAAAUUGUGGGAUCCCAGAACCCCUUGUAAUGCUGGGACCUUCUCUCAGCCUGAAAAGGUGUACACCCUGUCGGUGUCGGGAGACCGGCUGAUCGUGGGCACUGCAGGCCGCAGGGUGCUGGUGUGGGACCUGCGGAACAUGGGCUACGUGCAGCAGCGCCGCGAGUCCAGCCUCAAGUACCAGACGCGCUGCAUCCGCGCGUUCCCCAACAAGCAGGGUUAUGUAUUAAGUUCUAUUGAAGGUCGAGUGGCAGUUGAGUACUUGGACCCAAGCCCCGAGGUACAGAAGAAGAAGUAUGCCUUCAAGUGUCACAGACUAAAGGAAAACAAUAUUGAGCAGAUUUACCCCGUCAACGCCAUUUCCUUUCACAACAUCCACAAUACCUUUGCCACAGGUGGUUCUGAUGGAUUUGUAAAUAUUUGGGAUCCAUUUAACAAAAAGCGACUGUGCCAGUUCCAUCGGUACCCCACCAGCAUCGCCUCACUUGCCUUCAGUAAUGAUGGGACCACGCUUGCAAUAGCAUCAUCGUAUAUGUAUGAAAUGGAUGACACGGAACAUCCCGAAGAUGGUAUCUUCAUUCGCCAAGUGACAGAUGCAGAAACAAAACCCAAGUCACCAUGUACUUGA
Molecule: messenger RNA, 987 nt
Organism: Rangifer tarandus platyrhynchus (Svalbard reindeer)
Lineage: Eukaryota; Metazoa; Chordata; Mammalia; Artiodactyla; Cervidae
Source: the annotation of a GenBank genome assembly